AUGUUAUCUUCUGUGCUACGAAAGGGCGUUGCUGCCUCAGGGCGUCGUGUGGCCAGCAUUGGUGGUGGCGGUGUGCGCAGUAUGGCCACUAUUGAUAUGGCAGUCCGCGAGGCCAUCUGCCAAGGUUUGGAUGAGGAGAUGGAGCGCGAUGAGAAUGUGUUCAUCAUGGGAGAAGAGGUGGCUCAGUACCAAGGUGCCUACAAAGUGACCAAAGGUCUCUUCCAGAAGUACGGGGACAAGCGUGUCAUUGACACUCCCAUUACCGAAAUGGGCUUUACAGGUCUUGGUGUGGGCGCUUCCUUUCAUGAUCUAAAACCCGUCAUUGAAUUUAUGACUAUUAACUUCUCCAUGCAAGCCAUUGACCAAGUUGUGAAUGGAGCCGCCAAGCAGUUCUACAUGUCAGGAGGAGACCUGGCCUGUCCUAUUGUCUUUCGAGGACCCAAUGGUUUCUCGGCUGGAACUGCUGCUCAGCAUUCUCAGUGCUUUGGUGCCUGGUACUCCAGUUGCCCUGGUCUCAAAGUUGUCUCUCCCUACAGUUCGGAGGAUGCCAAGGGUUUGAUCAAAGCUGCUAUUCGAGAUCCCAACCCAGUCAUGGUCUUGGAACAUGAGCUCAUGUAUGGUAUCAGUUUCCCCAUGUCCGAUGAAGCACAAUCCAAAGAUUGGGUUGUCCCGAUUGGACAAGCCAAAAUCGAGAGAGAGGGAACCGAUGUGACAAUCAUCUCCUUUUCCAAGCCAGUGGGACUUGCAUUGGAAGCUGCGGAAGUCAUGGCGACCAAGGGAGUAUCAUGCGAGGUCAUUAAUCUUUUGUCCCUGCGUCCUCUGGACCGUAAAACCAUUAUUGCAUCUGCCAAGAAGACGGGUCGUGUUGUUUCGUUGGAACAGGGAUGGCCCCAGUGUGGUAUUUCUUCCGAGAUUGCUGCCAUUUUGAUGGAAACGGAUGCUUUUAAUUACUUGGAUGCGCCCAUGGAGCGAGUCACUGGUGCAGAUGUGCCAAUGCCCUAUGCUGCGGAUUUGGAAAAGGCAGCCUUGCCACAGCUGGAAGAUGUUGUGGCGGCAAUCGAACGAACAACGUAUCGUUCCAUGGCUGCCUGA
Molecule: messenger RNA, 1092 nt
Organism: Seminavis robusta
Lineage: Eukaryota; Bacillariophyta; Bacillariophyceae; Naviculales; Naviculaceae
Source: the annotation of a GenBank genome assembly